CGGGAGCGUCGGAGGGCGCCAUGGCCCAGGCCUACGCGCCGGUGGAGGCCGCGCUCGGUCCCGAGGAGAACUUCCUUUCGCUGGCCGACAUCCUCAUGUCGCAGGAGCGGCUGCCGGGCCGGGCCAAGGUCGCCUGGCCUCGCUUAGCUGCUGUCCUGGCCAGGGCCGCCGCGCCCGACAAGGCGCUCCCAGAGGAUUCAAAGUUGGAAAUCCCCCUCUGGCUGGCCAAAGGCUUGUAUGACAGGCGGAGGAUUCUUUCUGUGGAGCUGCCAAAGGUUUACAAGGAGAGCUGGCGGACAGUGUUCAAUGCUGAUGCCAGUGUGGUGGACCUGCAUAAAUUGGGACCAUAUUACUAUGGAUUUGGGUCCCAGUUACUCAAUUUUGACAGUCCUGAAAAUACUGAGUUAGCCCAGUCCAUAUUACAGACGUUUAUUGGCCGUUUCCGUCACAUCAUGGACUCUUCCCAGAAUACUUUCAAUGAGGACACGUCUGCCUUGGUGGCCCGGCUGGAUGAGUCAGAGCGAGCCUUAUUUCAGACUGGCCAGAAGGGACUCCAUGACUUCCGGUGCUGGGAAAUGGGCCAGGCCUCCCAGAUCACAGCUUCUAGCUUGGUCCAGAAUUACAAAAAGAGAAAAUUCACUGACAUGGACACCUGAGUGCGCAAAGACCAUGCGAGACUUCAUAGGAAGCGCUCGUGGAUUUAUGGUUGUGUUCAGGCACUGAGAGGAACCAAUGUUCAUGUUUCCAAUUAAAGUUGUUUCCAGUAGUGUUUUGGGGUUGGAUCCGUAAGACAUUCUGGCUCUGUGAUGGAAUACAUAAAGCAGCAGCAACAAAUCGCUUUGGAAGGUAACAGUUUAAUUUUUCUAUUCAAUCUUUGUUUUAAUAAUUUAAAGAAGAAUUCUAGAAAUACAAGGAAAAAUGAGCUAUUGUACAGCAUGUCUUCUGUAUCAAAUAAUUGAAAUGUUAGCACAUAACUAUGCUUUUUUUGUCCCAGUUGCCUGUUACUUAUCAGGAAAGUGGCCUUCAUAGGGCCACCAGAACAGGUUCAUGGAGUAUAACCUGUGUCUUAGCACUUACGAAGGUGAUCAGAAAUGCAGCAUUCCUAAAAGAAAGUCUGCACGCUGCAGUUCUGUGACUAGAUCCAGGGUCAAAUGACAAAUAAUUCUUCCUGUUAAAGGAUUUCUUCUUGGAGUAUAGAGUUUAUAUUCUCUGUCAAUGCCAUAGUAAUAGUGAUGAUGAUGAUGAUGAUGAUGAUGAUGAUGAUUUACUAAAUUUAUAUGCCACCGACUCCCAGUGACUCGGGGCAGUUUACAAUUGUUAAAAACAUUUAAGAACAAAAAUCAAUACAAAACCCACGAAAAACCAGUGCAGAUAGAACAAUGAGGGCAAAGAAAACAGACCUGAAGGGGAACAGAAAAGAAGAAAGGGGCAUCAGUCAUCCUCGCCAAAGGCCUGGGCAGAGAGCCAGGUCUUUAAGGCCCUUCAAAAUAGUGGUAGGGUAGGGGCCAUUGGGGGUUUGGGAGGAACAUCAUUCAGGAGGGCAGGCGCUGCUCCGGAGAAGGCGCGCUUCGGGGGUCCCGAUGGAUGGCAUUGUUAAUUGAUGGAACCUGGAGUACGCCAACCCGGGCAGAUGCUAUGGGAGACAGGCAGUUCCUCAAGGAAGCAGUCCUGUGCCGUGUAUACCCUACAGACCCCAUGCUUGAGAUGAUAGAUGAGGUGCGUUGCAAACAUUGGUAAACUAGUCUGAGUCAAGGAGGCUCCUAUUAAUCCUGUCUUACAGAUACAGAUCACCUAGUAGACCAUGUGAAAAGAAAAAGGAGCACAAUUGUGGGGAAUAAUUUCUUUUUUAAGACUUUCAUUAAAUAUGAAAAGGGCAAUUAAGUUUUUUGUUUGUUUGUUUGUUUGUUUUUUAUUUAUUUAUCAACCUACUCCAAAAGGCUGUGGCUUACAACAUCUCAUACACAAUUUAAAACAAUUAAAAACAACCACAAAGCAUAGCAGCCCAGACAAAAACAGCCAUAAUAGUCGUUUAAAAAAAAAUGACGGGCUCCACUAACACAUUCACCCCAGGCCUGGGAACAGAGUCUGGGAAUAGUAAUGAAUGCAUAUUGUAUGUAGAGGCACACACAGUUUUACUUGUCAGAAAACAAGGGCAUUCUUGGUUAACAAAUAGUAAUGACCUAAUUUUGGGGAGUCCAAAUAGAAAUACAUUCUUAUGCUUGCUCAUCAUCUUUUAAACUCUUCUUUCUAUGACCAAAAUUGCAAAUGUACCUUGUGUGACUGAUAAGGUGUUUGUAUUAAUCUUUGGGUGGACCACCUCGUACUGGGGAGUCUUCUUCCAAUCUCUGUCUUUUUCUUUUUUUGCUUUAUAUCCUGAACUCUUGCUCCAAAUAAAAAUAUCUGGUAUCUUCCUAAUCUCAUGGGUAAUCUGCCUGCA
Candoia aspera is the source of this 2437-nucleotide messenger RNA. RefSeq names its product GINS complex subunit 3 (gene GINS3). The transcript has 3 exons. NCBI's taxonomy places the organism in Eukaryota, Metazoa, Chordata, Lepidosauria, Squamata, Candoiidae. The record is from RefSeq and is a predicted model, not a curated record. Gene Ontology annotation, biological process: mitotic DNA replication initiation. Gene Ontology annotation, cellular component: GINS complex. Bases 21 to 656 code for a protein of 211 amino acids.